CUCUAAAUGAAACAUUUCCGGCCGUCAAAGGCAUGAUUUAUUGUUCGUAAAGAAUAUUCACACUUCGCUGAAUACGCCCUUUUGUAAAUAAAUUAGUAAGGGAACAAGAGUAUGGAAAGUUGGUCGAAUACAAGAGCGAAAUACGAAUGAAGGAAGGAAGGAAGAUUCAGUAUAUGUUGGUGUACAUACCGAGGUAAAGAAUUUGGUCGCAAGAACAUGCCUUAUAGAACAUUUACAUCUAAAGGAUAAAAUAACAAACAACUUGGUUAUAGUCGCGCGAUUUGUCCAAUCUAUAUUGCUCGUCUUCUGUACCUAAUUUCGACUCCUGAAAUGACAUGGUGACAGAUGCGUUCGCGAAAAGAGCUUUUUAAUGGCUGAAUUUUUAAAAUUGUUAGUGGAUUUACAGCUGGUAAGCCUAAUUAGAAUGAAAACGUGAUUAUUUAUUAUGACUAGCCCAACAGUUUUUUAAAAUUCUGUCCUGGCAUUCUGUAUUUACUCUCUUGUACAUCAUGAAGCUCUUUCAAUUAACACACUGUAGUGUCUUCUAAACACCGACCAAACACUGUUGGCCUGUUGCGCGCACGUUUCUCUGGGUGGCGAGAUGGUUUCUAAAACCGACCGAUCACUGUUGGCCUGUUGCAAGCGCGUCUCUCUGAGGGGCGGGAAAUUUAUCAACAGCUCUGUCAAGACGUAAUUAAAAGACUUGAAUAAACGUCAAAUAUUUUCUCACUUAACGGUAUCUAUUUAUUUAUUUAUUUAUUUUUUUUUAUUAAAGGCUAGGAGUCAGUAAGUGUCGUACGUUCAUGAGAUGACUGAUUUGUAAGUGACAGAGCUCUAUAUAAAACAGAAUUAAGCUUUAAAAUAUAAAUUAAGGACAAAUAAUUAUAGUAAAGCGUCCAAAGAUAACUCUAAAAUAAAUCACUGAGAGUCAUGUGCAGAAGACAACAUCGCAAGAGGAACAGUGAGUUAAAAUGAAGAAUCGAGAGGUGGAUCAUCUGAAAAGUGGAAAAGAAAUGAAUUGCACCGAAAACAGUCAGAGCAAAACACAAGUUACAAGCUGUAAGUUUUUGUUAUAUAUAUCAUUAUUUUGUAUAUGUUGGUUUCUUGAUUCCAAUUAAGCUAAAGGCAUUAGAAUGAUGGCAGCAGACGAUUUCUAUUCGAUCAAAAUUUAUUUCAUAUCGCUUUAUACCUGGUAUGGCAACUUAGCUUGAGUUAUCGCACUCGCUUAAAAAAAAGUCGCAACGCUUAUUAAAUUUUUCGAUGUUACGAUGUUGUGCUUAUUUAAGGGGAUGGUUAAAAAAAGUUUAAAGACCUUUUCGAAAUCGUUACAGCUCUUUUUCCUAAGACCAUAGGAACAACCAAAACUCAGUAUUCUUUUUCCAUGUCGGAGUUAAGCGCGACUUUAGAGCUGAAAUACUUUUUCUGUCAUGAGCGGCGCCCAUUUGAGGGCUGAGCUUUUAUCGGGUAAAUACCGUAUUCUUAUUGAUAUUCUAAUCUACGCCAUGUUGAUAUGAUACUGAAAAGCCGCGUUUAGUGUGUAGCUAGCUCGGAUGGCUGCUAAAUCCCUGGCAAAACGAUUAAACAUUUUUAUGCUAAGUCUGGCUAGUCCUGAAUAACCAUGACUGAAGCGAAACGUGGGCUGAAAAUAUCCAAAUGUACCAGUGAAAUAAUCCAACGGACUUCGCUUGACGAAAAUAAAAUAUUUGAAUUUUAGCCGGUGGAUCAAACGUGUUGCUGGACAAAAAUAUUUGCUAAGCCAGAGCCUCACAGUUAGGUAAAAUUUCGUUUUCGUAAAAGAACAUAUAUAUGUACACGUACGGUCACAACCGUGUUGUGCGACGCUUAUGUAUUCGGCGAUAAAAUGAAUGAACAGGUAACUUCGAAAUUUACCAUUGUUUACAAUCAUGAGUCACGUAGACUUUGUGAAAUGGAGCUAUUACUGACUAAGCAAUUAUUUAACGUGUUGUCAAAGCGAUAUCGAGCCAUCAAAGAAGAAUGGUUGGACCACAACAAAUUGACCAAGUCGAAUUAAAAUUCACCUGCCUUUUGCAGUCAUUUGCAUUUUGAGACUAAAUUGACGGAUGAUAAUCAUCAUUAAACCGCUUUUUUAUUCUUCUUGGCUUGUGUUUUCGAUGGCAAAACAAAAAAAAAAAAUUGGCGGCGUACCAACGCAAACUCGGGCAAUAAAUUAAAAACUCGACCUGAAAAGCACUGGGCUUCAAAUUCGUCUUUCAGUUCCGGCUUCUGUAGUGAGCUCCUUAAAAAAACCGCAAAUAGUCAAAACAUUAAAUUUCUCAUAACUUGAGCCGAUCCGAAGGUUGAAAUCUCGCGCUACCAUCUUUUUGUUGUGUAUCGGCGGAAAUGCAAACCUUCUCGAGGUGUUCGCACGCGAUUUUGACGGAAAACGGCGCGCGAAGUGAAUUUCGUGUCACAGUGACGUCACAAAUGAAUGCGACGAGACUCGACAACCCACUUGUUUGAAAGAUAAUAUGUUACUCCGAAUGCAAAAUGGCUUCCUAGCGGGCGAGCGAUUCGUAGCUCAAAAUCAAAUCGUGAAUUACAAACCGAGGCCGAAAACAUGUCGGCCUCUCGCCGGCUGUUAGGUCUACGGAACGCAUCGUUCGCCCCGCAAUUGGGUAUUAAAGGGCUGGUGAUGUCCCUCAGCUCAAGCUCAAAUCCUCGGCCCAAUGCGCCGCUGCAUGCCUGUACUAUCCGACAUGACUCUCUCUUCAAAGCCGUGUGGGACUGGAUCGUGCUUGUGUUGGUCAUAUUCACAGCCAUCGAGAUUCCUUUCUCAGUGGCGUUUUUAAUGCCGCUGCAGGACGAGCACGAGGGCUCAAUUGGGUGGAAUUUCAUUAAAGUUACUCCGCUACUUGUCUUCAAUCUCUGGGUAGACCUCAUGUUUAUUGUGGACAUUAUAAUAAAUUUUAGGACGACUUUUAUCAAGCCGAACACCGAUGAGGUGAUAAGUAGCCCUAAGCAAAUUGCGCUGCAUUAUUUGAAGACGUGGUUUGUGGUGGACUUCGUUGCAGCCAUACCUUUUGAGUCUAUGAUCACACCGCGGGUUGACUCGGCGACAACCUUGUUUGGACUUCUGAAGAGCGCGCGGCUGCUGCGCCUGGUGCGAGUGGCGCGAAAAUUGGACCGCUACUCAGAGUACGGGACAGCGGUGGUCAUCUUACUGACAGGUCUUUUCACUCUAAUCGCUCAUUGGCUGGCGUGUAUCUGGCACGGGAUUGGUAAUUCAGAGAAUAGAAAUGAGUUUGGCUGGAUACAAGAGCUGAAGAAAAACUUGAACCUUAAUAACAACUCUACAGGUCCAGACAUUCAAACUCGAUACAUUACGGCUCUCUACUUCACUUUGAGUAGUCUCACGAGCGUUGGAUUUGGAAAUGUCUCCCCAAACACUGACGCAGAGAAAAUCUUUUCAGUUUGUGUCAUGAUAAUUGGAGCUCUGAUGUACGCCUCCAUAUUUGGAAAUUUGACUGCUAUCAUUCAAAGGCUAUAUUCUCGUACUUCUCGAUUUCACCGAGAUUUGAGAGUUAUCGAGGACUUUGUUAAAUUUUACAAAAUACCGAAGUCCACUAAAGAGGAGCUGGACGAGUACUUCAGACACGAAUGGGCUUAUACGAAGGGCGUUGACAUGGAAACGGUCCUCAAACGUUUUCCCGAGUCUCUUCAAGCUGAUGUCUGCCUUUAUUUGCACAAAAAUUUAUUCACAGAGUGCUUAGCGUUUAAAACUGCUAGCGAGGGCUGUUUACGAGCACUUGCGUUGCGGUUUAAGAUUCGACAUUAUCUUCCGGGUCACUUCAUCAUUAAACAGGGAGACGAGGUCAAACGUCUUUACUUCAUAGCGAAAGGAAAUAUCGAAGUUGUCAAAUUUGACGAGACCAUGCUAACAUUAGGUAAGGGUGAUGUCAUCAGUUGCGAUUACAGCACAGUACAGAGUAUGUACAUUCCUAAAGCUAACGCCAGUCUCCGCGUUCAAACUCAUGUUGAGAUCCAUUCAGUGGCCUGGAGCGAGUUAGUUGCGGUACUGAAGGCUUACUCCUCCUUUCGUGAGGAGUUCAUCACUCAUUUGGAGCUGGCAUAUAAUCUGGGACACGAAGUGGAGGAAGACGAAAUUGUCUUAUUUCCAGAAGAAAUUCACCCGGGAUCUCGAAAAUUAUCUAACGCCCGAUCAACAUUCUCUUCACGUCAAGGAGUCGACAAACUCGAACGGUCAGGUUCACCAACAUUUAUUAUUAAUGGGCGACUACCACAGGAUCAGAACGCUGCCUCUGCCAUUGAUUUACANUCACGUGCCGCCCGACCGUCUGCGAGUGGAAGCGAGCCAAGAAUCCAUACGCUUAUGCCGUCGAUCCAUUCCACUCUUCCUUCGUUACACACGCAUUUGACUUGUGAUCAGGGUCCUUGCACGAACGGGACAGAAUUGAAAGUUCUCGAGAAACGGCUAGAUAACAUAGAGGCGCGACUGGUAGCCAUGGAGGAGCGCUUAACAGAAAAAUUUGAGACAAUUCUGCGUCAUUUACGAAGUAAAAGUAGUGGCUCCGCUCCUGAACUCAGAAAUACAAAUGUCUGACAACGUAUUACUUUUGACACAAUUUAUCGGUUGAUCGCGUGUUUUUGUUCACGUGACUUUCAUAGGUUCAACAACACGCCUAAAUUAUAUCGAGAUGACAACUGUCAUGCCAUGCUGUAAAUAGUGGAAACUUGGUGGUUUUCCGGAAUAUAAAGCUUGAAAAGCUGACAUUUUAGUGACCGUAAUUGAUGGCACUGUGACAAUUUCAAUUUUUUUUCAAAAAAAAAGCAAUGCGUGAAUUAAACAAAUGAGCAAAGUACAGAGUCAUUGGCAAAAGGUACUUCGCGCUUUGUGGAACGCAUUUCGUUAGGGCCUGCGGGAUAUUCAACUUUGCAUCAAAUUGACCGGGAAAAAUUGUUGUUUGUUUAUUUUGAUGACUUUGUAUAAAACAUUUUUGAAAAAUUCGUGCUGUUUAUACUGGAAAGUACUUAAAGUGCUAUACAUAAUUUCAGAAACGUAACUUCCCGCUAACAUUAAAGAUCUAUUGACUUUGUCAAACUACUCAGUAAUGCAUGUAUGUACAAAAUGAACCAGUUCUUUGUGCAGGUUUUAAAACUUUACACUCUAACAUCAAAACGUUAAUAUAAUUAUAACAAUUGUAUAAUGAUAUGAACAACAUUGCAACUUCUAAAGUGGAGAACUUAAACAGUUCUUGAACUGCUGACGUAAGGUGAAGAAAUCCACCGUGAUUAAUUCAUAGCAACUACGCUUUUCAGCUUCAGUUUUUGAUUUUAAAAUCGUGUUGAAGUUGCGAUAUUGACACUUGUCUAACAGAGCGAAUUUCAUCCAAUUUUUCAAACCAGUUAAGUAAGAAUUGUUAUUUCUAUUUAUUUAUUCAAGUGUGUUAUAUCAUAAAGCUCAUUUGUUAUCCUUUGUCACGUGAAUAAAUGAAUAAACUGGUUUCAUACGUUUUAAACAAAAGUGAUGCUUAUUGUUUUGAGCCUUGGGCAGAUAAGGACCACGCCCGGUUUUCAGCAACCAUUCCGGUCCAAUUAACAAGCGUGAUUUUCUACAUGUACCCGCCACCACUGAAAUUUUACCGUCAGCCUAUAGUUGUGUUUGUUUUAAAAUAUUUGUUUCAAAUAUACGGUCUUGAAAGCUUCUACUUUACGACGGAGGCCAGCAUAAAAUUUUUUUAACCUCUGCAGCAAAAUAAUCCUUUUUCCCGCCUACUUUUAUCCAUUGUCUCCGAAGAUGUGACGGAGAUCGUGCUCGUGGGCUACUCGUGGCCUGCUCACUCUCCUCGGUACAUAUGGUUUCAUUCUCUUCGCUCUAACGUAGAUAGUAGAAGGGACCUACUCACCGUGGCUCUGAUAACUCUUGCUUCACGGUAACCUUUCGCGCGCACUUGUCGUCGUGCGCUUGACACGCUCCCAUGAUUACGCGAACUUAAAAUAUAUUGCGCGAUCGCCAAAUUCAAACGAACGUUCAAAAUUUCUUCUAGGAAAGGAGAGGAUACCAUAAAAAAAAUUCGGUAAGUUUACUCUUUGAAUUAGCUGGUGAUCUAUCAUUCAACACCGGAUUGGCUUCUUUACUGUCAACGGUUAUAGUCUAAUAAAUUCGGACCCUCAGUAAAGCCGUAUAAAUAUAAGCUUACCUAUGAAAUCUAUGAAAGGAUCGUUUGGAUUUGCGCAAACGAGAAACGAGAAAUUUUACGCGAAAUUAUUUAUCAUCCAGAAGAUAAGGGCACCCAUAACAUAAGAAAACUGGCGCAGUUUCAAAAUACCUUUAAAUUUUAGCUUCUAUGGCUGCCCGAUAAUGGAAGAAAUCAUUUUUAUGAGGCGACUCAUGACGACUAGUUUAUUGUUCCACGAUGAACUUUUAUUCACUCUCCAGUUUACAAACGAAAUUUUUCGAUUUUCUUUUCGCAAGGCAAGCUUCAGACGUGUAACCUUUGUAAUCUGACUUAUAUUUUAUAUUCAAUUCAAGGUGAAAAGGCGUCCUUAGAGAAAACCAUUAUGAGGUCUCGAUCUAUGGUAAGUGUUUUUUUGUUCGCGCUAAUUCUUUCUGCGCGUCCUUACUGCGCACGUAAAUUCACACGCCACAUCAUGCAUG
This is a messenger RNA of Orbicella faveolata, 6637 nucleotides long. Its product is annotated as voltage-gated inwardly rectifying potassium channel KCNH6-like. NCBI's taxonomy places the organism in Eukaryota, Metazoa, Cnidaria, Anthozoa, Scleractinia, Merulinidae. Gene Ontology annotation, molecular function: inward rectifier potassium channel activity. The record is from RefSeq and is a predicted model, not a curated record. Gene Ontology annotation, cellular component: plasma membrane. Gene Ontology annotation, biological process: regulation of membrane potential; potassium ion transmembrane transport.